AUGGCCGCUUAUGCUUACGUAAACUUUCAGCGGCGCCCCCUUUCUUCCCCGCGUCCCGGAGUUCGCAGAGCCAAAGCCGAAGCCAAGGCCAGAACCAAAGCCAAAGCCAGAGCCAGAGCCAAAGCCAGAACCGGAGCCAAAAGCCGAAGCCAGAGCCAGAGCCAGAAACCGGAGCCAAGCCAGAAGCCGAAGCCAAAGCCAGAGCCAAAGCCAGAACCGGAGCCAAAGCCAAAGCCGAAGCCAGAGCCAGAGCCAGAACCGGAGCCGAAGCCAGAGCCAGAGCCAGAACCGGAGCCAAAGCCGAAGCAGAGCCAGAGCACUCGGGGGGCUUUCCUGCGCGUGAAACCGACAUUUUAUUCCCCGCACCGAAGGACCUGA
This is a messenger RNA of Penaeus vannamei (Pacific white shrimp), 378 nucleotides long. Lineage: Eukaryota; Metazoa; Arthropoda; Malacostraca; Decapoda; Penaeidae. The record is from RefSeq and is a predicted model, not a curated record.